This is a messenger RNA of Lolium perenne, 1497 nucleotides long. Lineage: Eukaryota; Viridiplantae; Streptophyta; Magnoliopsida; Poales; Poaceae. The record is from RefSeq and is a predicted model, not a curated record.
AUGCGUCAUUUUUUCAAGCCUUCCGGAGGUUCCGGAAGCCAGCCCACCAAGCCAUCUCCAAAGAAAAGAACCAAGCCAUCUCCGGCUUCCGUCCCCAUCACACCGGAUGUCGAGGUUCCACCCAAAGCUUCCUCCGCCACCAAGCCGGAUCACAAGGAUGUCAUCAACGUUGAUGACCUUCCCGAGGGCACAACCGACCAUGGUGAUUCCGGGAAGGGUGCCUCCUCGUCUGCACCUCCGCCUGAGCAACCAGCUGCCACCUCAGCUGAACCUACACCCAAGCAACAAGAGCAAAAGGCGCAGCUUAUUCACGCCUCCGGCAUGCUCCAAGCGCACCCUCCUCCUUCUCCGUCUCUGCAAAGGCUCCCCCUCUCUCAACGCCACGCGGAAGUUUCCGCCAUGAUGGAGAAGGUAUGGGGGCCUGCGAACACGGAGAUGAAGGAGCUCUCUGACCUCGAGAGCGACCUCAAGAUCUUCUUUGCCAAGCACAAGGAAAUACGCCAGACCACGCGGAAGCUACAUGAAGACCUUCGCGUCCACGUGCUGGAACAUAUGACAGAGAUAGAGGGGCUACGCCAGAACACUGAAAAUAGCCAGAAGGCUAUAAAGCACUUGGAGACCCGCCUGAACGGUAAGAACUCCGGGUUGAAUGUAAUAAACUGCCAAGCACUCCGCCUACGACAGCCUGCCGCCAAAGUCAAAGUACUCGAAGCGGAGAACGAAUCCCUCAAAGCCUUUAUUGACGAAUCCUCCGAGAAGGAAAAUCUGGCGAGGAAGGAGCUCUCUGAGAAGCACGCCCGCGACUUGGCGGAACUCACUGACAAACUUAAGAAGAGCCAGCACAGGGUAACAUCCUUGGUGGCCAAAAAUAAGGUUCAGGAGGCGGAGGCGGAGGUGAGCCUUGGCUUUGAGUGGUCCAAGGAGUUAGCCCUCAAGAGGACGGAGGCAUAUGAUGAAGCGCGGAGUUCGAUUGAUAGCCUUGUCGGAGCUUGUCGUGAAAUUGCCAAGUCUUUGUCUCUGAAGAGGGCCAAAACCACCGUAAUUGACACCGUGACCAGGCUCAUGAAGCAGGUGCCGAAACUUAUCAAGGACUGGCAAGAGUCGUCUGCUCGCGGAGUCGCCUCCCUCGUCUUGGCUACUUGCAAAGCGCACUUCCCCGCCAUGAAGUUCGCGGAUAUCGCACGCGACCCUCCAAAGGGUGCCAAUAUGAGGGCGAUCCUCGCGGAAACCAAGGGAUUCGAUCGACUCUUUGUUUCACGGGUUAACCACUCAUUCUGGUACCACAAGUACGAUCUUCCCAAGGGCUUCGUGGAGGCGGAAAUUGAAGAAGAAGGCGCCGAGGAAGAGUACUAUGGGGAGGGAUCCGGCUCGAGCACUAGUGCAGUUGGUGAAGGCUCCGAGGAGAACUCUGAUGUUGGCUCCAACGACGUCUCCGGCGAGGGCUCCGACGACGACUCCGCCUACGUGGCUUCUGACGAGGAUCCGUCAUCCAAAUAG